Phoenix dactylifera (date palm) is the source of this 2295-nucleotide messenger RNA. Its product is annotated as guanosine nucleotide diphosphate dissociation inhibitor At5g09550-like. NCBI's taxonomy places the organism in Eukaryota, Viridiplantae, Streptophyta, Magnoliopsida, Arecales, Arecaceae. Gene Ontology annotation, cellular component: cytoplasm. Gene Ontology annotation, molecular function: Rab GDP-dissociation inhibitor activity. The record is from RefSeq and is a predicted model, not a curated record. Gene Ontology annotation, biological process: small GTPase-mediated signal transduction; protein transport; vesicle-mediated transport.
UAUUAUAUUAUUCCAUCACCGAAAUCCUCCCUUUCUUUCUUGCUCGACACCACUCGCCGGCGAAAGAGGCGGACGAUGACGGGAGGCGCCGGCGUCACCAGUGACAGCGGCGGCGACGGUGGUCUUCUGGACGACGGGACAUCAAGAACAGGGCAAUGGGGUUCAUUCGAUUCGACGGUUCUUGAUGCCGAGUUCCAGUGGAGAGAUCGGCGGGGGACACCGCGAGAUCGUAGGAUGACAUCCGUUGGUUGUCGAAGAAGUCCACCGAUCGGAUGGAGGCGAGGAUAGUUGGGGCUACCGCCGAGCACGUGUCGUUAGGCUGGUGGUAACGGCAACCGUUUUCCCGGCAUUCCCGCGCCUCUAGACCUCUUCUCCUCCCUUCCUCGCUCUCUUUCUUGACGUUCCCGUGCCUAUAGAUCUAUCUAUUCUCCCUUUCCUUCCUCACUCUCACUCUCUCUCUUUGCCUUCCAUUCUUUGUUCUUGAUCUCCUCCAUCUCGAGCUCUCGACCUCGUCUUCUUCUUUUCUCUUCUCUUUUUCUUCCUUAGCUUCACCAAAGAAUGGAUGAGGAGUACGAUGUCAUCGUUCUUGGGACGGGCCUCAAAGAAUGCAUCCUCAGCGGUCUUCUCUCCGUCGACGGUCUCAAGGUCCUUCAUAUGGACAGGAAUGACUAUUAUGGUGGGGAGUCUACAUCCCUAAAUCUCGUUCAGCUGUGGAAGCGACUAAAGGGCAAUGACAAGCCUACAGAAAAUUUAGGUUCAAGCAAGGAGUACAAUGUCGACAUGGUCCCUAAGUUCAUGAUGGCCAAUGGUGCUCUGGUCCGUGUUCUUAUUCACACCGGUGUCACAAAAUAUUUAAAUUUCAAGGCUGUUGAUGGUAGCUUCGUAUACAACAAAGGGAAGAUCUACAAAGUGCCAGCCACUGAUGUUGAAGCAUUAAAAUCCACCUUGAUGGGACUAUUUGAAAAGCGUCGUGCCCGAAAGCUCUUCAUUUAUGUACAAGAUUAUGAGGAGAAUGAUCCAAAAUCUCAUGAAGGCCUGGAUCUCAACAAAGUUACGACCAAAGAGCUUUUUGCAAAAUAUGGGUUAGAGGACAACACGGUUGAUUUUAUUGGGCAUGCAUUGGCGCUUCAUAGGGAUGACAGCUACCUCAAUGAUCCUGCAAUAGAUACUGUGAAGAGAAUGAAGCUUUAUGCCGAGUCAUUGGCACGCUUUCAAGGAGGAUCUCCUUAUAUUUAUCCACUAUAUGGGUUGGGAGAGCUUCCCCAGGGUUUUGCUCGUCUUAGUGCUGUUUAUGGUGGAACCUACAUGCUCAACAAGCCUGAAUGCAAGGUAGAGUUUGAUGCCAAUGGAAAAGCUUAUGGUGUGACAUCUGAGAGUGAAACUGCUAAAUGCAAGAAAGUAGUUUGUGACCCUUCAUACUUGCCUGAUAAGGUUAAGAAGGUUGGAAGAGUAGCACGUGCUAUAUGUAUAAUGAGUCAUCCCAUUCCAAAUACCAAUGAUUCACACUCAGUGCAGAUUAUCCUGCCACAGAAACAGCUAGGGCGUAAAUCAGACAUGUAUGUCUUUUGUUGCUCUUACACUCACAAUGUAGCUCCAAGAGGGAAAUAUAUUGCUUUUGUUUCAACUGAAGCCGAAACUGACCAACCUGAGGUUGAACUGAAGCCUGGGAUUAAUUUACUUGGAUCUGUGGACGAGACCUUUUUUGAUAUUUAUGACAUAUAUGAUCCUGUCAACAAGCAUGAUGAGGACAAUUGCUUCAUAUCUACGAGUUAUGAUGCAACAACACACUUUGAGUCAACAGUCCAAGAUGUCCUCUCCAUGUACAGUAGGAUAACUGGGAAGGAGCUUGAUUUGACAGUGGAUCUGAGCGCUGCUAGUGCUACUGCCGAAGAUGCUUAGAUUUUCUACUCAACCUGAAUGAUUUGAGUGAAAGGAUGAUUACAGACUGAUUGAAGGUUUCUUUCUGUUUUUGUUUUCUAUUCACCAACCAUGAGAGAUUCCAUUGACCUUUCUGUUAGGUGAACAUUUGAAGCUCAGUUUUUAUUCAUUCUAAGUUCCAAUGAGUCAUUGCGUGCAGUGAAAUUAAUACAUUUGAGCAGAACUUUGCCUUCCAUUUUUACGGGCUUUUUUUGAUUGACCUUGUGGUGGGGGAUGUAUUUGCUGUUUGCCAGAGAAUUUGACAGGGUUGGUCAUAUUUGUCCUCGUGAUAACCAGGUAAUGCCUGAAUAUAGGCGCCAAGCCAUGCAGCAAUGCCCUGUUAAAUCUUAAAUACAAAUCGAACAGCUUGUUUUGUUA